AUGUUCAGCCCCAGCAUUUUGAAUCUCAUUGGUGGCCUGGAUCAACUGACAACCAAGACCGUUCUCCUGAAGGCGUGUAUGUCCGCUCCAAUUUGGAUCGCGUGGUCGCGUAUGGUGGGUGGCUGGAUGCCCAGCUUGUCGCAAUAUGGCUUCCUGACAUGCUUUCUUGUGGUGGUGGAAAAAUCUCAAAAAUUAGGUACCGACGAGGGAUGA
Messenger RNA from Aspergillus calidoustus, 213 nucleotides. NCBI's taxonomy places the organism in Eukaryota, Fungi, Ascomycota, Eurotiomycetes, Eurotiales, Aspergillaceae. The record is from the annotation of a GenBank genome assembly.